Penicillium oxalicum is the source of this 513-nucleotide messenger RNA. RefSeq lists its product as uncharacterized. Bases 1 to 513 code for a protein of 170 amino acids. The transcript has a single exon. The record is from RefSeq and is a predicted model, not a curated record. Lineage: Eukaryota; Fungi; Ascomycota; Eurotiomycetes; Eurotiales; Aspergillaceae.
AUGGGACUGUUCAUGGAUUUCCACUGCGAUCCACGAGGUCCAGAUGCAGAGUUCGGUCCCGAUCUCACCAUGGGACUCCGACCAUGGCUCUGGCUCCUGGUUGCGGACUGCGGCAGUGUCGGGAUCGUUGAGCAUUCGAAUCCGGACGGAUGUCCUCUUGGUUUGCGGAACUGUACAGGAUAUGCCUUUGUCACUCUCGAACCGAGGGAGGUUCGCACUCGGCUAUCCCCCCGAGAGGAGAUUUGGACGACCCUUACAUAUGACUCAAAAUCUGCCGUAUCCAAUAGCCCAGCCUCUCGUGGAAGAAAGCAUGGGGGAACAUCGUUCGAUAGUUCAAUAGUCGCGGACUUUCGUCGUCUCUACGGGAUACUUCGCCGAUCAUCCGAUAGUACUAGUUUGCGAUGUGUGAGGGCCUUGCCAGCAGACCUUCGGGCCGAGAGCACGAAAGCUUGGGUAGCACGAGAUCUACGCAGCCGCAUGAGGUCGGAUAGCCAACCUCUGCGGCCUGUCUGA